This is a messenger RNA of Blastomyces gilchristii SLH14081, 2538 nucleotides long. RefSeq names its product RevA protein. Gene Ontology annotation, cellular component: zeta DNA polymerase complex. The transcript has a single exon. NCBI's taxonomy places the organism in Eukaryota, Fungi, Ascomycota, Eurotiomycetes, Onygenales, Ajellomycetaceae. Bases 1264 to 2406 code for a protein of 380 amino acids. The record is from RefSeq and is a predicted model, not a curated record.
ACUCAAUCUAGAUAUCCAUCCAUAACUAUCGCGAUAUCAAAUCUAUAACUACCCAUACAUACUCGCAGAACUGUGCCUCGACCUAUCUCCAUCGUCUCUUUUGUAUCUCUUUCUUCUCCCUUCCACACAGGAUAGAGAUGAGAGAAAUGGCGGCCAUGGACUGGUAUGAUGUAGUUACUGUACAAUGCACAUGUACAUGUACAUACACACUAAUAUUACCUCCUCAGCCACUUCUGACUAUACCUGACCAUACUUGUAUACACCGUGGUGCUUGACUUGAUACUUGAUACUCAGUUGGAGUGUUUAGUUCCUUGUCUUUUCGUUUACAACUUUCUUACUCUUAACAACUUCUUCUUCUUCUUCUUCUUCUUCUUCUUCUUCUUCUUCUUCUUGAUAUUUCCCCUAUCUUAUAUUUCUCUUUUCCCUUUUGUUUUUCUUUUGCUGCCACUGCCACUGCUGCUGCUGCUGCACCAGGGCUGCGAGAGAGUGAGUGAGUGAGUGAAUUAGUGUUUUAGCUAGUUAACUAGCGGACUUCUCUCGUGCUUUUGGUGGAUCGUCAGUUUCUGUCUCUUCUUCUCUCGCGGAUCGUCUUCUUCUUUUUGGCUAUUGGCUCUCUGUUCGCUCUUUGUUAUAUCUCUCGCUUGAUCCCAAGCUGUCCUCCGUUGCCUACACCCCCAGGUACAAAAAAGCCCCGAUUCCUGCUACUUGCUUAAAUACUGCCUGUUGCUCGCCUCCUGCUAAAUAGCUACCGCCCUUGAUUUGGUGUCUGUGUCCUCCUGUCCAUAGAUAGGUAGACUUUGUUUCAGCCAUAUUUAACUGGCCAGGCAGACAGAGCCCCUCCCUCCCCUCAACACCACACCCUCAGCAACCACCAUCUAACACACACACACACACACACACACAUACACCCUGUUGCUUUCGGGAACCCUAUAUCCAAGUCACAGACCGUUGCCCGCGAGAGAUGCUCAAUGCUUGGACUCAACCACAGGCCGAAUCCACUAUCCCGCUGCUCUUGCACAACCACCGCUACUCCGGCUCGUGUUGUCGUGGUCGCUGUGGUUGCCAGUGUUGCUGUCGUGACCUCUACCAGUACCACCGCCACCCCACACCGUGAAUAGUUAAUGCCCACAUCCUAUAUCUCUACAGACAUACAUACAUACAUACAUACAUACAUACAUACAUACAUCCAUCCAUACAUCAGCAGAUAAAUAAAUAUCCCUACAGCUAUUUAUUACCAACACAACCCCCUUCUUUUCUGACGCCAUGGCCCAGUCCAACAAGGGCGUUGCCAGUGGCUGCAACCUGCGGCUGUCCCCUACCCCCUCCGGCCUCCCCCUCAGCGCCCAACCCGCCGCGACUGUUGCCCCUGCACCAUCCCCUAACAAUAAUAACUGCGCCGGGAGCACUACCACCACCAUCACUACUACCACCUCCACCACCACUACGACGACGACGACGAACAGCAACAAUAACAACAAUAACAAUCACACCCACAAUCACCGUACAUCUUCGCUUCCAGAUACCUAUGCUGCUCUGGCCUCCUCGGUGGCCUCGUUCCUGGCUGUCAGCAUCCACCAGAUCCUAUAUCUGCGCGCCAUCUAUCCCCAGCCAACCUUCCUCCCCGUCCGCCACUUCAACCACCCCGUCAGACAGUCAAGGCACCCCAAAGUCUGCACCUGGGUAACUGAUGCCUGUGCUGCCGUCGAGGCCCAACUACUAAAAUGCUCCGUCGCUGCUGUCUCCGUCGUCAUUCUCUCCGCCAGCACCAACCGCCCUCUCGAGAGAUAUACCUUCGACAUGACCCAGAUACCAGAGGUGCCGGCUAGUGACAUCCACACUCCAUUCGAGAACUCCUCGUCUGCUGAUCAACAAGAACAACAACUACCAUCAACUACAAAGCCCCAAACUCAUCCCCGCCCCGCCCCCAUCGACCUCGAAGCCCAAUUCCGCGCCGUCCUAGCCAGACUCGCCUCUGCCUGUGCUCGCUUAACUCCUCUCCCCCGCGAUGAAGAAUACACGCCCACCCUCCACAUCGUCCUGCGCAACAACGCUGACAGCCCCGCCGGCGUCACCAAAGAGGAACAACUCUGGAUCGCCGCUGAGCCCGAUAGAAAAGUUGACCUGAACAACACUAAGCCUAAUAGUAAUAAUAAUACAACCCGCCACCUGAAUCCCACCGGCACUGGUAACGGCAAUGACAAUGACAACUCCUUCGACAACAGCAGUACUACGGCCCGGAAUAGAGGCGGUGAGAUGAAUGGCAGCAGGCGCGGCUCGCGCGGCCGGGCGAAAACGGUGCCCGUCCGGACGGUGGAUGCUGGAGAGAUGAAGUUGGAAGUGUGGGUUGAGGAGGCGAAGGGGAAGUUUGAAGAGCUGGAUCGGAUUCGGGCGGAACAUCCACCAUGAACCUGGAAUUGGUAAUUGGAAUUUGAAAUUGACAUUAACAUUAAAGGGAGGUCAAUUUUAUUUUAUUUUCUGAUUUGGAGGCUGAUAGGAAAUGGAAUGGAGACCUUUCUCCGUUUCUCAAUUUGACACAAU